AUGAUGCCGCGUGAGCAGGUGUCGAGCAGCGCCACGUUCCAGGCCGUGUUCCGGUUCUUCAAGGUCAUCUGCUACAUGUUCUUCAUCAUCGCACUCGUGUGCUCCGCUGCCGUCAGCAAACUCUGUGUCCUCCUCAUGACCUCCGGAAUCACCAAGGUAACCAGGCUGCUCCCUGAGCACAACUGGCCGGCGAAGACCCAGCUUGUGAUCAGCAUGUGUUUCCCUUACGGCAUCUGGUUCCUCGUAUACAGCGCCAAGUCGCUGUUUGGCAGCACCGCCUGGCCAUCACUGCCCCUACUCACGUCGGCGCUGCUGGUGGAGCUGCUGCACACGCUGGGUAUGUGUCUGCUCGUUUUCCGUGUGCUUCCCCUCCUGGACAUGCUGCGCGCUCUUAUCCUACUGGCCUCAAUCUACACUAUCCCGGCAUUCCUCAAGACCGUCUUCGAAGGUCGCGACCCCAACAUCAGCCUUUCCCGGAAGUGCUCCAUGUUCAUGCUCAACUGCGGCGCUUUCCUCAUACAGAUCGGCAGCAUCGUUCUGUGUCUAAUGUAUCAAAUUCCAAUGACUCCAGACGAGAAGCUGGCAAUACGGAAUAAGGUUCUACGGGAUAAUAUCGAGGUCAUGGUUCCACGCCCGAUGCUGAGGGAAGGAUACUUCGGUAAUUAUAUCGUGUAUGAACUGCCACUGGCACUGAUUCUCAUCUCAUUGGCGUACUGGGAGAAUUUCGUUGAUGACGACAUGGAGAUAUGCGGGCGCGUGCUUGCGUUUCGCUCGUGGAAAAAGCACUUGCACCACACACGGGGUCGCCUGUACAUCUUUGUAAGCGUCUGGAAGGCUCUCUGGGUGGUGGCGUUCGCAAUUCUCCUGCAACCCGGAUUCAACUUUAACCUUCACUAUACACAAUACACCAUAUCCAGUAACAAAACUGGCACUAGCAAUGCAACACUUUUGAAUACUACUCUUAUACCCGUAGCGUCAAACAUGUCGAUAAACACCAUUGAGACAGACACGUUUAGCAUAUUAGAAUACCCGGUGUACGGAGACUAUGGUGCAGGCAACGCAGGCGGAGGAUCUGCCACCAUAAAUCCACUCGUCAAACUCACCGAACCGACAGUUAACAUUGAAAAUGAUACGAAGAAGUCACUAAACAUAACCCGAUCCCUAAAAGACAUUUUUAAACUCUCCAAACAGACCAUAAGACAUUUUGAGCUGUACGGGAUAGUGUACAUACAGAUCAUAUCCAGCUCGUUGACCACCUACUUCGGCAGCACGGCGUGUAAAUUGUGCAUGCAACUGAUGGGUUUCUCCCUGCCGCUCAUGCUCAUACUUCCGGUAUCCGUGGCGUUCAUCGUGCUACAGUGCGUCUAUCAGUUCUUGCCGACGGGUGUGUUUAUCUGGGUGGGUGUGGAGACUGGCAGUAACACGUGGAUCCUCCACCUCGCCUGGCUCGGCGUCGUCUGGCUUUCAGAAGUGUACAUUGUCUCGCACAUUUGGUUCCCCAGUAACGGUCGUAUGGAAAGGAUUGACAGAUUAUUCGUCACCCCGGUUCGUUGUGGCAUCCUGCCCGACCAGUCGUUGAUGCUCCGUCGUCGGCGGAAUGACCAGGACACGAGCCUACUACCCGACGUUGACGACGAAAGCUAUGACCCGGAUGCCCUCCAGUACAAGGCUGACGACGUCGUACCCCAGAUCUACGCAUGUGCGACCAUGUGGCACGAGACGCGUGCCGAGAUGACCAACCUACUAAAGUCUUUGUUCAGAAUGGAUAUCGACCACAGCGGACGGUACCUGGCCCAAAAGUUCUACAAAAUUAGGGAUCCUGACUAUUACGAAUUCGAAGCGCAUCUGUUUUUUGACGACGCGAUGGAGCUGUCUGAUGAUGACAAUCUGGUACCGAACAUGUUCGUGGGUGACCUCAUGGAGUGUAUUGACGACUCACUCAGUUCGGUGCACGAGCGGCAGAUGACGCUAGGACCUCCAACACGUACUCCAACCCCAUACGGCGGCCGCCUCACCUGGAAACUUCCGGGAGGAACAAAACUGAUCGCCCAUCUUAAGGACAAGCAUAAGAUACGGCACAAGAAACGCUGGUCACAAGUGAUGUACAUGUACUACCUGUUGGGGUACCGGAUCCUGGCUCAGCCCGAAAACCUGCUAACCAAGGACAUGAUCGACGGUUACCGCUCUGACGGGGAGUUCCAGCGCGUCAAGCUCACAGAGAGCCAACUGCGCAGGCGCAGGAAGGCCGCACACUUCACGCGCAGCGUCAUCUUCAAUUACGUCACGGACGACGUGCACACGCAGGCCGAGAACACGUACAUUUUGACUCUGGACGGCGACGUGGACUUCCAUCCGGAUGCUGUCCGCCUCCUCAUCGACAGCCUGAAGACCAACAAGAAGGUUGGGGCCGCCUGUGGUCGCAUUCAUCCCAUCGGAUCAGGUCCCCUGUGCUGGUACCAGCAGUUCGAAUACGCUAUCGGCCAUUGGCUGCAGAAGGCAUCGGAACAUGUGUUUGGCUGCGUCAUGUGCGCGCCUGGCUGCUUCUCCCUCUUCCGUGGUUCCGCCAUGAUGGACGACAACGUGGCACGAACGUAUGCCACUCGCGCCACGGAGGCAGGUCACUACGUUCAGUACGAUCAGGGCGAGGAUCGAUGGCUGAGCACACUUCUGCUGCAGCAGGGCUAUCGUAUCGACUAUAUCGCGGCCGCAGACGCUCUUACCCACGCCCCGGAAACAUUUUCUGAGUUUUUCAACCAGCGACGUCGAUGGGGUCCUUCCACCCUGGCGAACAUCAUAGAUCUGCUGGGCAGCUGGAAGUCCACCAUAAGCAUUAACGACAACGUGAGCACGCUGUACAUACUGUACCAGUUCUGUAUGAUGAUCUCCACCAUACUUGGACCCGCCACCAUUCUCCUCAUGUUGGCAGGUGCCUUCACUGUCGUGUUCAAGACAAGCGUACUGGGUUCUUAUCUGAUGGCCCUUGCUCCCGCUAUAGGAUUCAUAGUGAUCUGUAUAUUUGCGUCCACGGACACCCAGAUGACGAUAGCAUCCAUCAUGAGCGCUUUUUACGCUAUUAUCAUGACCAUUGUGUUGGUUGGUACUGUUGGCCAGGCUAUUGAAGGUGGUGUGACUAGUCCGAACGUCGUGUUCUUGCUCUCUUGUGGGAAAACAUUCACGGAAAAAGACAAAGUUCGAGAAAUAAUUUCAAAGGCCAUGGAGCUUCAGAAACUAUGCAACAUUGAGAACGAACCGAUGCCUGAUUACGACGACCCGCUGCCGGAUUACGGGUAUUCCGACGAAGGAGAAACUCUUGACACGACAUCGCUGGCAACUGCGGACACGUGGUCUAUAAAUCCACCGUCUUACCAAGCUAAUAUGCCGAUAGGGUUCUACAACGACCCGCAUAAUCGCAAACAGGCCAUAUUUAAUAACCGGGGAAACCCUAGCGGCGCUGCACUGCGCAAGGCGUUCGAGAAGCGUUUCCGGAAUGAGGCACAGCACUAUCGGUCUGACCCGGCUAUGGAUGAAGAUAGGGCCGUGGCACUAUAUGAUAUCUUUGAACACGACCCCGCAAACGUCGUCUAA
Messenger RNA from Mya arenaria, 3585 nucleotides. RefSeq names its product chitin synthase chs-2-like. The transcript is spliced from 13 exons. Gene Ontology annotation, cellular component: cell septum; cell periphery. Lineage: Eukaryota; Metazoa; Mollusca; Bivalvia; Myida; Myidae. Gene Ontology annotation, molecular function: chitin synthase activity. The coding region runs from base 1 to 3585 and encodes 1194 amino acids. The record is from RefSeq and is a predicted model, not a curated record.